Molecule: messenger RNA, 1899 nt
Organism: Protopterus annectens (West African lungfish)
Lineage: Eukaryota; Metazoa; Chordata; Ceratodontiformes; Protopteridae
Gene: CNR2
Product: cannabinoid receptor 2
Exons: 3
Coding region: 360-1544 (394 amino acids)
Biological process (GO): cannabinoid signaling pathway
Cellular component (GO): membrane
Molecular function (GO): cannabinoid receptor activity
Source: RefSeq, a predicted model, not a curated record
UAGAUCUGUGCUGAGAAACAAACUUCAUCCGUGGAAUUGAAGUAACCCUGUGGAAAGCAGAGAUAUCACUUGCCAAAAGUAAAUACAUUGGCUGCUGAAUAAUCUUUACAGGCAUGACACACACAAUCGCAUGGUACAAGUCAACAUCAAGCAAAGCAGAGAUUCAUGAAGAAAAAUACAUUGUUACUUUAUCAAAUCAUCAGUCAGCAUUCCACAAAGGAUUGCCUUGCAGAAAGUGGUAAUACUGUUAAAGAACACACUGUAUGCUACCUUACAUAAUUACUAAAUCCUGGAUUCGGACUGGAAGAACAUAAGCAAGUGGACUUAUUUAAACUUGUUGCAAUUGUCAUCAGGCAUACAUGGAUGACGUUUACAAGUGGGAGGACACCAAAUUAGCACUGAUGGUCUCAAUACCAAAUGGCGAUGAUGACAAUCAAACUGUUAAUGAAUCAAAAUGUGGGAUAAACUAUACAAACUCUUAUCUUAUUCUUCAGGAGAGCCAGAAAACAACCAUCACCAUUAUAUUUGCGAUACUUGGGACCUUAACUUUCUUGGAAAAUGCAUUUAUGCUAUCACUGAUACUUACCUCUAAGCGUCUCAGGAACAAACCUUCCUAUUUAUUUCUCAGCAGCCUGGCACUUGCAGAUCUCUUUGCUAGCAUUCUGUUUUCAUAUAGUUUUCUUGAAUUCCAUAUUUCUGAACAGAAUGAGUCAAAAGAAAUGUUCUUAUUCAAGCUUGGAAGUGUCACAAUGUGUUUUACUGCUUCUGUUGGCAGUCUUUUGCUGACUGCUGUUGAUCGGUAUGUUUGUAUCCAGAGACCGGCUGACUACAAGUCUGUUGUUUCAAAGAAAAGUGCCCUGAUUGCUUUAGCUGUAUUGUGGAGUAUUACAAUGAUAAUAUCCUACCUUCCUCUGAUGGGAUGGAACUGUUGCAGACCAAAUUCAGUUUGCUCAAAGUUAUUUCCUUAUGUCGACAACACAUACUUAGCCUAUUGGGUAUGCUUUGUAAUAGUUGUACUGGUAUUAAUAGUUUAUGCUUAUAUUCAUAUUUUGUGGAAGGCUCACCAGCAUACAAAAUAUAUGAAGAGGCAUCAGCAUCAUUUGAAUCAGCGGCAAGUUAAAAUGAGAAUGGACAUUAAGCUUGCCAAAACUCUGGGGGUAAUUCUGCUCAUUCUUAUCACUUGCUGGUCUCCCGUGUUGGCAUUUAUGGUACAUGACUUGCUUUCUAAAGUCGAUGACAACACAAAGAAAGUAUUUGCUUUCUGCUGCACUUUAUGCCUCUUAAAUUCAAUGGUGAAUCCCCUUCUCUAUGGAUUGAGAAGUAGGGAUUUACGCAUGGAGCUGAAGAAUGUUUUUUCCAGCAACUGCAGAAAUCCAGCAGUACCAGAGUGCAGUCAAGACUCAGAUGGCACUCGUAAAACAUCGCCUAUCGAGACAAUCUGUGAUGCACUUCAAGAACAGGAGAGCUGUGAUUCUGAGGCCACAGAAAGGAACCACGCUCUUAAAGAAGAAAAAUGCUUGAAUUCCAUUUCCCAGCAGGCAUAAACUGCCUUUCUACAAUAUGGAAAGUAUGAGGGCUGAAGUUGUUUCAUGAGAAACAUGUUAUACAUACAAAGGAAGAAGUUCAAAUGAAAGACACAAAGCAAUGAGGUCCUAGUCAAAAAGUAUUUAUUUUAGGUGAUUAUAUACUCUAUAGGUCAGAAAUGAGAAGAAUCACAUCUAAAAAUAUAUCAAAUAAAUCAUGAGGGAAUUGUUCAGUCUCACUGGUCUUUGUACAUGUCAGAAAAUGCAGUUGUGCUCAAUGAAAUGCAAUAUUAAUGGAAUAUCACUGUUUUUAAACUGCCAGAAACGUUUGUGCCAUUUCUUUGAUAAUGAUUCACUAAUAAAACAAUUAAGAGUA